AUGUCGGCUUCACCUUCCAAUCUGCAAUCGACCAAGCGCCCUCUCGAGGACCCUUCCUCCCCGUCGGCUCCCAAUGACCAACCCGAGGCCAAGCGACCCGCCCUAGACAAAGUAGUGCGCAGUGACGCCGAUGCCGAGGCCGAGACGGACGUUACGAGCACACAGAUCCCGACUGUUGAGGAGUCCAAGGAUACCCAAGGUGACACAGUCGUCCCCGAUGCGCCCAAUGGCAAGGAUCACUCCGAAACCCAGCCUAUUCAGUCGACUGCAUCCCACGGUGAACGGGCUGGCUCCCAGUCUGACCAGCACACGCCACAGGACGAGUCGGGCUGGAUCCACAUCCGCGCGGUUAUCUCUAGCCAGGAGGCAGCCACAGUGAUUGGAAAGGGAGGUGAGAACGUUUCCCAGAUUCGCCGUCUGUCCGGGGCCAAGUGCACUGUCAGCGAUUAUUCUCGGGGUGCCGUUGAGCGGAUCUUGACUGUUAGCGGCCUCCAGGACGCGGUGGCCAAGGCAUUUGGCCUGAUCAUUCGGACUCUGAACAAUGAACCCCUCGAAGCCCCUUCCACUGCCCAGUCCAAGACGUACCCGCUGCGCUUGCUAAUUCCGCACAUUCUCAUUGGCUCUAUUAUUGGCAAAGGUGGUAGCCGUAUCCGCGAGAUCCAGGAGGCAUCUGGUGCUCGACUGAACGCUUCGGAUGCUUGCUUGCCGUUGUCGACCGAGCGCUCCUUAGUUAUCCUGGGUGUUGCCGACGCCGUGCACAUUGCGACCUACUAUGUUGCCGUCACACUCGUGGAGCAACUCACCGAGCGAUUCAACGGCCCUGCUGCUUCAGCAUACGCUACCCGCAGCGGCGGUCCCGCUGGCGCUGUUCCGGGUGGCAUUCAGGUUGCCCCCUAUGUUCCACAGCCCGCCGGCGGCCAGUACGGCCACCCUGACACGUUCAAGCGCCACAACCCCCACCCCAACCGUCCCCAGGCAGGUGCCUACGGUGUUCCUUAUCUCCAACACGGCCAGGGUACCCCUGCCCCUGUUGGUCAACCUGCCAUGCCUUAUGGUGCUGCGCCUGCUCCUUACGCUAGUGGUCCCCCCGUUCAGCCAACCCCCUACGUGGGCGGCCCGCAGCCGACUCCUGGUCGCGGAGGCCCACCUGCACCAGCUCCGGUGGGCGGUGCCAUGCCCGGUCAGCCACUGACACAGCAGAUCUUCAUUCCCAACGAUAUGGUUGGUGCUAUAAUUGGAAAGGGUGGAGCUAAGAUUAACGAAAUACGCCAUCUCAGCGGCAGUGUGAUCAAGAUCAACGAGCCGCAAGAGAGCAGCAACGAGCGACUGGUGACCAUUACUGGUACCCAAGAGUGCAACCAAAUGGCUCUGUAUAUGCUCUAUUCCCGACUUGAAAGCGAGAAGCACCGUGUCUAA
Penicillium verhagenii is the source of this 1416-nucleotide messenger RNA. Its product is annotated as telomere maintenance protein PBP2. The coding region runs from base 1 to 1416 and encodes 471 amino acids. NCBI's taxonomy places the organism in Eukaryota, Fungi, Ascomycota, Eurotiomycetes, Eurotiales, Aspergillaceae. The transcript has 3 exons. Gene Ontology annotation, cellular component: cytoplasm; nucleus. Gene Ontology annotation, biological process: regulation of RNA metabolic process; regulation of gene expression. The record is from RefSeq and is a predicted model, not a curated record. Gene Ontology annotation, molecular function: mRNA binding.